GAACCGGAAACAUUACGCAGAGGUCACAUGAUCCAGUGGCAGCAUGCUUUAGGGAUAGUAGGAGGUGACCUUACUGAAGUCUUAUUGAAUUGCUGCUCUUCUAUUUCAUUUCAUGUGAAAGCAAACUCUUCUGAGAUCAGGAAUGGCAGAAGCACAGCAGGCUCGAAUGCAGAAGGCAGUUGAAGAUAUGGUUCAGAGUCUGGAGAGAGAUUACAUCCGUAAGAUGCAGGCACAGAUGUUUCGCUGCAGUGCAGAAUGCUGCGAGCGUCCUAGUGACUCCAUGAACCAGGUGCAUCAGUGUAUAGACCGCUGCCACACACCACUGGCCAAAGCUCAAGGAUUGGUUACUAGUGAGCUUGAAAAAUUUCAGGACCGUCUCACAAGAUGUACGAUGCAUUGUAAUGACAAGGCCAAGGACCUGUUUGACUCCGGGGCGAAAGAGCCAGUCGUGCGGGCACUGAUGGACAGCUGUGUGAGCAGUUGUGUGGAUGAGCACCUCAACAUGCUGCCCAGUAUGACCCGCAGACUUAAAGACAGCUUGAACUCAAUACCUCAGUGAAGAAACAUUUGGCACAGAGGCUAAACAAAAUUAUUGUAAUGGACUUGUCUUACUAGAUGGAAGAACUUGCUUUUGUGAAGGUUACUCUUCGAUAUCACAACAGUGUGAUGUUUUUGUGAAUGGCGUGUUGAUUUCUGUCUCUGUGUUGUUUGCGGCUUUUGUACAAACAAUAAAAAAUGUGAUAACCAAGUAUGACAUCUGUUGAAUGUGGCACAGAGAGAUGUAUGAAUUAAAGGGAUAGUUCACCCAAAAAUGAAAGUUCUCUCAUAAUUUACUCACCCUCAUGCCAUCCAAGAUGUGCAUGACUUUCUUCUGCAGAACAGAAAUUAAGAUUUUUAGAAGAAU
This is a messenger RNA of Myxocyprinus asiaticus (Chinese sucker), 904 nucleotides long. RefSeq names its product protein FAM136A-like. Bases 143 to 559 code for a protein of 138 amino acids. Lineage: Eukaryota; Metazoa; Chordata; Actinopteri; Cypriniformes; Catostomidae. Gene Ontology annotation, cellular component: cytoplasm. The record is from RefSeq and is a predicted model, not a curated record. The transcript is spliced from 4 exons.